Molecule: messenger RNA, 29626 nt
Organism: Monomorium pharaonis (pharaoh ant)
Lineage: Eukaryota; Metazoa; Arthropoda; Insecta; Hymenoptera; Formicidae
Product: homeobox protein prospero
Exons: 5
Coding region: 280-3834 (1184 amino acids)
Biological process (GO): regulation of transcription by RNA polymerase II
Cellular component (GO): nucleus
Molecular function (GO): RNA polymerase II cis-regulatory region sequence-specific DNA binding; DNA-binding transcription factor activity, RNA polymerase II-specific
Source: RefSeq, a predicted model, not a curated record
AGGAGGAGAAGAAGAUCGAGAAGGAGACGACGAACGCAAAGAAAGUGGAGAGGCGGUGGUGGUCGGUGGCGAACAAGGUGGGGAGCAUUAUAGCUAGAAGGAACGCUGCGGAGAAAAGGCAGCUGUAGUAGGGGGGUACCGGAGAGACUACACAGUGCAGAAGCCGAGGCAGCGCACUGAGCCACGAGGGGCUAUUCGUGCGAGAAGGGGAGGGUGACAAGAAGCCCUGGCGGGGAGGGGACGCGGAGGCCUUCGGGGGGCCGACCAACCAGACGGCCGAUGAUGUCAUCGGAGGAGGAGACCGAGUGUUUCGCCCUCUACGGAGCAGCCACGGAAAGCAAGCAACAGCAACUCCUGAAGAAGCAGAAGCGCACCAGACAGCGCGUGGACGCCGGCGAGCCGCGCAACAGUUACUCGAGUAUACCGAACUUUAGCUCCCGGCCAUCUUUCCUCGGUGGUGGUCUAUACGGCUCGAUCUUCAGUGGCACCGGGCCACCGACGCAUCCACAGCAACAAUCGCAACAGCAGCAGCAGCAACAAUCGCAACAACACCACCAGUCACAAUCGCAACAACAACAACAGCUCCAGCAACAGGCUGGAGCGACUGGCAGUCAAAGUCAUUUAGGUACAGCUACGACGGGUCCUACAACCCAGCAGCAUUCCGCCCACGCGGCCUUUGGCUUCUUCGGGGCUCCGGGCUUCGGCCCCGCCAAGAUGCUGAACGAGUUAUUAGGAAGACAAGUCAAACAGGCGAGUGACGCUGGCGGAUCACCGCCAGAGGGCGGCCACGGGAUGACCGGUGCCGGCAUGGAUCCCGCCUCGAAUUUGCAGCCAGGCGCCGUGGUUAAUUGUGAUGAUCCCGCCACGGCCGAUCUCACGCAGCACAUGUUACGCGACAUGCUUCUGCAGGGCCGCAAACUCUCCGCUCUCGGCGUGCAGGAGCAGCCGAACAAUAACAACAGUAUACACAGUAACAAUAAUAAUAAUACUACCGCGGAAUUACUUAAAUCACAGCAUCAGCAGAGUCCCCAACAGCAUCAACAAAAUAGUGAUAGUGCGCGCAGUGGAACAGUGCAGAGUGGCGGGGAGGAGAGUGGUGAUGGUAAUAACGUCGUGAAUAGCGCGAAUCAUAGUGACCGUGAUACCGUGAUGCCGGGCGAUGCUGAGGACAGCGCUGAGGAUGCUGCCUCCGCGGCACGCGCGAUGGAGGAGGCCUUUGCCGAGGCCGGCAUGGAACCAGGGGCGAACUUAGACGGGUCGGAUUGCGAGCAGAGCCUACCUCCUAGCCCAUCGGCACCAAGAUCGGGCUCGGUCUCCGUUAAAGAAGAGAUACAAGAAUCGAUCAACAUAAAACGUAGUCCGAGUCACUCUCCUUGUCCGAUCGUGCCAAAGACCGAAACGAAUUCUCCAACAACGGAGAUUAAACGCGCUCGCGUGGAGAACAUCGUCAGCACGAUGCGCAGUAGUCCGGCGCUUCAGCCGGCAACGGUAAACGGUUGCAAGAAGCGCAAGCUCUAUCAACCUCAGCAACAGACAGUGCAUCACGUUCUCCAGCAUAGCGUCAAUGAUACUCUAAUGGACGACGAAGACGAGAGUGAAGAGGAGGAAGACCCGAUGACGAUCAGGCAGAAACGGGAGGAAAAAGAUAACUUGAAGAUACAACUAAAAAUGUUGCAUGAGCAAUUGGCAGAAAUGCAACAAAAAUACAUAGAACUCUCCAGUAGAAUGGAGCCAGAUACAAGUGAGAGCGGCGACGCGCCACCCAGUCCUCAGCCUCAACCGCAACCACCGCCAAGACCGCCACGACCUCAUCCACCGCCGUAUAACGGCCUCCCGGCCCUCCCACCUGAUCACCCCCACGCAGCGGCUGCCGCUAUGUAUCACAUGGGACAUAAACUCUACUUUGAACAACAGCAUGCUGCUCUCGAGAGAAUGAAACAACAUCAAGAAGCGGCUGCACGGCAGCAGCAACAGCAGCAACAACAGCAGCAACAGCAGCAGCAGCAACAACAGCAGCAGCAGCAACAACAUCAACGACAGAGUUCGUCACCGCCACCAAGCCAACCUCAGCAACAAAGCCAGAACAACACUGGACCCUCGACGCCGCAGACGCCGCAAAUGCAACCAGCCAGUACGCCAAUUCAACAUAAAGACUUCCAAGAAAGGUUAAACGUCUUCAGGGGUGCUGCCGCAGCAGCUAGCUCGUCCGGCCCUCAUAUCACCGGAGCCGAUUUAGAAGGCCUGGCGGAUAUUUUGAAGACGGAAAUAACUUCUUCUUUAACCAAUCUGAUUGACAGCAUAGUAGCAAGGUUCGUGCAACAGAGGAGGUUUCUCGGUAAGCAAACCGAGGCAGCGCAGGCUGCUGCCGAGCAGCUCAAUAAGGACCUCCUUUUGGCGAGCCAAAUGCUCGAAAGAAAAUCGCCAAGGACAAAGGUAGUCGACAGAGGAGCUCCGCAACCACCCGGUGGCCCAAACGGGCCACGGGGGCCCCUCAACGGUGGGCCCCCUCCUCCACAACCCACGGGGUUUUCGCAAAUCGGGUCCAUAGGUGGUGUGCCCCAUGGCCCUCAUGCUGGCCCCACGGAAAACAAUCUUAACCAGAUGAAUCAGCUGCCCUCGCACGCAAGGCCGAGCGUUGGAAUGUUUCAGACCCCAAAACCGCCGACGAUAUACGCCAUGGCCUCCAUGCAAGCGCAGCAGCAACAGCAACAUCAACAGCAACAUCAGCAACAACGCGAGCAACAACAAAGGGAGCACCAACAACGCGACCAAUACUGCAAUAUGAGAGGUGACGAGAGAGAAAACAGGGACUCGGAACAAAAUGAGGCCCUGUCACUGGUCAUGACGCCAAAGAAAAAACGUCAUAAGGUGACGGAUACGAGAAUUACUCCCAGAACGGUGUCCAGAAUCCUAGCGCAAGAGGGAAACGGAUCUCAAGGAGGUAGUGAUAGUCCCCCGCCUCCUCCACCGCCGAGACCCUAUCAUGCGCCACCACCGAUGCUGCCGGUGUCCCUGCCAACCAGCGUAGCGAUACCAAAUCCAAGCCUCCACGAGAGUCAAGUGUUCUCGCCCUAUUCGCCGUUUUUCAAUCCUCAUGCGAGUCAUCCUGGUCAAGUACCACCUCCGGGGCCACAUCAUUUACCCGCGAGUCCUCCGGGUGGAGGUGUAGAACUCAGGGAUUCCCCUCCACUGCCCCAUCCGCCGGCUAUGUUGCAUCCAGCCUUGCUGGCGGCAGCUCAGCACGGCAGUCCGGACUACGGUCACCUUAGGAUGGACAGCAAUGACCGAGCUAGCGAUUGUAAUUCCGGCGACAUCAGCUACGACGGAAUUCAGCCUACAUCGUCGACGCUGACGCCGAUGCAUCUGAGGAAGGCGAAGCUGAUGUUCUUCUGGGUCAGGUACCCAUCCUCGGCCGUCCUUAAGAUGUACUUCCCCGACAUCAAGUUUAAUAAAAACAAUACAGCGCAGCUGGUCAAGUGGUUCUCCAACUUCCGGGAGUUCUACUACAUCCAAAUGGAGAAAUACGCGAGACAAGCAGUUUCGGAGGGCGUGAAGAACGUCGAGGAUCUCCGAGUCGGUGGCGACUCCGAAAUCUAUCGAGUUCUCAACCUUCACUACAACCGUAAUAACCACAUUGAGGUAUGGGGUCCCCAGGUACCCAGCAACUUCAGGUACGUUGUGGAGCAAACGCUGAAAGAGUUUUUCAAAGCGAUUCAGGGCGGCAAGGACUCCGAGCAAAGCUGGAAGAAGUCCAUCUACAAGGUGAUCUCGAGGUUGGACGAUCCAGUGCCGGAGUACUUCAAGAGCCCGAACUUCCUGGAGCAGCUCGAAUGAAUCAGGAGGUCGCGUGGCUCUUGCUCUUCGUGGUGCGCGGGCUCACCCGCGCUCGUCGGCUCCCGAUAAUCAGGAACGACUAACGAGGGAGGAUCGCAUCCGCCAGGAGGUACACGUCCUUCGCGUAGUGCGUGUUCAGGUAUCCUUAAAUAACAUAUCGCAAAACGAACGAGGGCUAGGAAGGGAGAGGAGACACGGACAAAGCCAAGGAACAGAGGCACCAUCGACGUCCGAGGGCGACGUCAAGAUGCCAACGAAGGAUCAGGCUGUGACCGAAUCACGAAUCAAACAGGAAAAAAAACAGAAGAAACGUACGCAUACACAUGUGCAUACACCAACACACACAUACAUACGACAUACGUCCAUUAUAAAAAAAAAAAAAAUACUGCGAGUCUACGGCUGACGAAACUCGACAGUCGCAAAGUGUCGAACGCUCAUCGACGUUCCUCUUGUUUCAACUGAAGCGAGCACGAGAAGGUGAUUCCUGGGACAAGACAAAGAAGCACGACGAAUGCGUGGUCAACGAAUGGCGAGAAUAGCUUUUAGCGUCGAUUUUGUCCGAUCUGUUUGUAACGUAGAAGUAAUUACUUCGUUACCGCCUAAUUUUACAUCACACGAUAAGAAUAGGGAUUUAAAGACGAUGACACUGUUAGAGUUGUACUCACAGAGAAAGAUGGAGACUCGGAAUGUUUGCGAGCAUAUCCAAAGAUUGACUAAGUCUGAACGCCGCACGGCGAUUUCUCUUCUGCUUCGAACAAGAUCCGGAAGCGGAAUCCCCGUGAACGGAGGAAGCGAUGCAGGAUGAGCAGUUUCUCCUCCUGCACCGUUUCUGUAGAGGAACAUUUAUGGAUGAGGAGAAAACCUUGCGCUAAUACUAUUUCGAAUAAUCCUACAUUGAACUUUGCAAGUAGCUUCAGUUUUGCGAAGAUCGAUACUCCUUAUUAAAAUUCCGGAAAACUUCUUAUCGUCGAAUGAAUACCCUAAUGGCAAUUCAUACUUCGAUAAGAAGGCACUUCUGCUGCAAACCAUAACAUACCUUUUUCUUCUUACUUUCAGGAAAAAUUAAAUUUUCGAUGCAUCAGUUAAACAUAGUCGAGGUUCGCCUCGGUACUUUCCGUCACCAAAAUACAGUUAUCAAUUUUUCCCUAUAUUGUACAUAAUUUCGUUUCACCGCGUAUAACCGACCAACGUGGUUCGAGAUCGACGUGAAAAUGCUUAGCUAUUAAAUUAUUACUGUGCUUGAGAAUUAGAUGAGAAACACGGCGCGAGGAAACGCGAUCGUGCGCACAUCGAUACCAAAGAAUCGACUUCACAUAAACCAAAAGCGUAACGUCGCAUGAGUGAUCGCUCAUAGCGAUUUCCGCACAAACAACCUGUUCCUAUCUGCCGAGAAAAAGCUAUUCCUCCGUCUUUUCCGUUCUCCCGCAAUUUUUUCUUUAUUUUCCCCUUUUCGCUCGCUGAGCAUUACUUGUCGGGCCGAUAAAGAGUACGUUUGUCGAGAGUGCAUACGUUUCAUUAAAAAAAAAAAAAAAAUCGGUGCACGGGUCAAUAUACAUAGCUGUUUUUAUUAAUGGUUGAUUGUAUAAACGAAAUUAGGCUAGUCGUAGUGAUUAGAGAUUAGGAAGUAGUACGGGCGACGAAAAUGCAAGUCGGAUGCAACGUCUGUGUGAGGAACGUGCGCCGGCGGCAUUCCAGCUGUAGCGUUGCAAACCAAAAGAAAAAAAAAAAAAGAAAAGAAAAGAAAGAGAAAAUAGUGAAAUGCUAUAUAAUUGUGCGCCGAUACGAUAAUAAUUAUAAAUAUUAGAUUUCUAAAGCGAAAAAAAGAGACGAACGCUGGCGUGAUUAAAAUAGCGAAGACGUGCGCCAAAGAGAGUUGCAUAACCGCGCUUCCUUUUUUCCGUUUAUAUUAACUACCCCUCCCAACCCAUCCUAUACAUACAGACUCACGUACACGGACACGCGACACGUAUGUAGCUGUACACACAUGUAUUAAUCUACACCACGCGUUCACGCGCGCGAACGUGCGAGAAAUCAGAGACGGCGCCCCUUAUACUCUUACUUGCGAUUUUCUUUUUUCGCUAGAAAUUUUUGUAGAUACAUUACGAGAUGGUAUAAAAAUAUUAGAAAUAAUUCGAGUAGUAGCAAAUGCACAUAAUUUAACUCUUAUUUUUUCACCAUUACUCUCGCUACUACGUGCACUAUUAUUAUUACUAUUAUUAUUAUUAUUAUUAUUAUUAUUAUUAUCAUUAUUAUAUUGCUAUUAUUAUUGUAUUAUUAUUAUUAAUAUAUUAUUAUAUUAUUAUCAGACUCACUAUUAUCUAUAUCAAUAUGACAAUUUUACUAUAAAAUGAUAAUAAUUCUUAAUUAUUAUCAUCGUUAAAAUUGUCACUUACAGAGGGAAAAUUUUAGUUAAUUUAAAAUUAACCCUGUCUUUUUUCCAAAUGCAAUUUUUACACCGCUUUUCCGUAUCAAUUUUUAUCUUUAUCUUGUUUCAGCAAGGUUUCUUUCUCCGAUUACCCUUUUCCAAUUUUGUCAAGCUUAUUUAUCCCGUGCUUGACAUUACGCUCUAUUUUUAGUUAUUAUGUAUAUUUAGUUAUUAUGAUAAUUAUAUUAAAAUUAUGCCCCCCAGUAGUUUGUACCGGGCCAUACACACACACACAUACACAUCUUUUUGCAAGCGGUGAGUCUUAACCUAGUCACGAGUCACUAUUUUUUAAUUGAUUAAUGAUCGAUUUAUUGAUUAUUAUUUUAUUUAUUAAUUACGACAAUAAAAAGAAAAAAUAAAUUAACUUUUAUUUGCGUCUGAUUUUGUGUAAGUGCUACUUCAUUUUUAUUUUCAUAUUGUUUAACCUACCCUUUCCUAUAUUUAGAGAAAAUUCGACAAUUGUCAUGUAUGAAAAAAAUCUUUGAUAUAUUCGGAACAUUCUUGACUGCCAGGCUUAUGAUUUUCUUCUUUUUUCUUAGAGAAAUGUAAAAAAAUUCGAAUGUCUCACUCGUGAAAUCGCGAUCAGCAAGUUCAACGAGGAUGGAGACGAGUAGCCUAUUUUAAGCCAAACUAGAACACGCGUUGUAGAAUGGUAGAAGCGAGAACGAAAUUUAAAAAAUUUCAAUUUAUUAUGUAAUACACAUUAGACUUUGGCCUAAAACUAGUAGCAACUCCUUCGGCACUGGCCUAAGAUUUUGGUCUAAAUGUUCAUAAUGAGAGACAGAACUAGGAUAGUGAGGCAAUGAAUAAGAAAGGGAGACCAUAUAGAAGAUAUUUCGAUAUUAUAAAAGCAGAUUAUGCAGGAUACGCGUUAUCUGAACUCGCUGACUCGCUUGUCGCAAUCUUGGAGUGGCUUGACAUUCGAGUCAAAACAAUGAGCUCAGAUAAAAAAUUACAAGUUGAAAAUUUAUGUUAAUAUUAUGUUAUUUAUGUUAUAAUUUAUUGCCAAUUAUCGAUGAUAAAAUUUACUUUUAUAUUUUUUAUUUGCCUUUAUAAUUAACUUUAUUAUAAUUAUAUUAUCCAGAUUAUUUUAAUCAGAUCCUAUCCCCUUUUGUCACCAAUGUGUCACGAUACAUUAAAAGGUCAUUAAGAGGCUCUGAUUUAAUGACACGCAAAAAAUUGCAAAAAGCAAUACUCGAAAUUUAAUCAUAAUAUAAUUAAGUUUUUACGUAAUAAUUGGUUUUUCACUAACAGAAAACAAAUCAAGCUAUAAUACAUUUCAAUCUAACUUAACAAUCCCUUUUAACAAAUCUUUAAUAUAUUUCUCGCGUUAAACAAGCUCCUCGAACCUACAAGCUUUGCGCUUUCACGUCGAUACACGUUAACAGCAUCUCGGUUAAUUAUUAAUAUCAAUAUAACGUUACAUAAUAUUUUUGACAUAUUUUGACGACAGAUAUCAACAUGAAAUACAACUCUUGCCACAUAUAAUAUACGCUACUUCAAUACCAACGCCAAUGAUGAGAUAUAACUAUCGUUCUCAUUCUCUUUUCUUCGAUUGCACUGGAUUUACGAGAAGUAAAAUAAUUUUCGUAACUUCAGCAGUAAUCACAAAACCAUAAAAUAUGUCUACAAUUAUUUUAUCAAAAUGAAAAUAAUAAUUCCGAUGUUUUAAAUAUUAGUAUAUUCUGAAAAUAACCAUCGCUACAUUAAUCCGACGCAACAAACCGUGCUACAAUGGAAUUUAAUACUACGAUAAGAUUUUCUUUCUUGCUUUUAACAAUUAUUUUCAAAGAAAUCGUAAAUCACAUAUGUGUACGUAUUACAACAUGGAUAAAUCAAUUAUUUGGUUAUUUCGAUUCCGUACAUUCUUCGCCACUGAAGUAUGACCACAAACUUUGGAAAGCGGCAAACAAAAAAAAAAACUGAACGUAAUAUCUCCAAGGCUAAUUUAAAUCCCCAGUCGCAUUUGUCGGCGGACAAGCUGGAACAUCAGAGGAAUUUUCGCUUAUUCACAAAAAAAUCUGGGAAUUAGAAACUGUUAUGACACUUAAGUAAAUCUCACGUGAUCCUUCGAAGCCAUCUACAAAUUCAAAAACGUAAAAAUAAAAAGUCCGCUUCUUUUAUUUCUCCGUCGACCGAGAAUCAAAGCUCCUAGCGCGAAGGACAAAUCGUUCUCUUACAGAGCAGAUGUACUCGAGCCACGAAGAGACUCGAGACUCAGGAGAAAAGUAUCUGGACAAUGGUAACGAACAGCGACCGGUGGUUCACCGCGUUCGCCGAAAUUUCUCUCAUCGGAUGGGAGAACUAGUCGCGCUCCUUUACCUCCCGAUCGAUGCUACUGGUCCUGAUCUACUGACGCGACACACGUCGCGGGAAUGGAACUGGCGAUGAACGGCACGAGCGCGAAGAAAGGGGCGAAUUCGCAACGACAUUUACGGAUGCGCGUACAAUACAUGAGAAUGAAACGAACGUAAGAAGGGCAGACGGCGAGAUCGACGAGCUGCGCAAGAUGGAUGUAGUGACGAAGAGACACACAUUCCCGAAAGAUUAGAAUCGUUCACCUACAAAACGAAGUAAAUGUAGGAAGUCUAUCGACUCGCCGUUUAUAUUACAUUUUAUGCAGCGGGGCCGACGCACGGAGAAAUGAGUACACGGGACGGAACGAAAUUAAAACGAGAACGAAAUACGAAGAGAAUGGAAGAAAUAAUAAGCAUACGUACAUACCUAAACGCGUAAGUUUUAAGGACACGUAAGCAGAAAUAAGUAAUAGUAUUUAACGUUAACACUUGCAAGCUAUUAAUUAUUAUAUAAACGAUUAACUAAAGAUAAAGACGAGCGGAAGGUCGUAUCACGCUGCAGAGGAAGAGGAUACCUACUUUAAAAAAAAAAACACACACUAAUAAACUAAUUAUUAUUAUAUGAUUAUAUUAUUAUUAUUACGAUCAUUACUAUCGGGUUUGAGAUUAAGCCGUGAUAACAAGAGAAAUCAGUGAGAAUGAGAGUGAGCGAAAGAGGUACCAGAGAGAAAGCGAAGGAGGCAGAGUGGGAAUUCGAAAGCGAAUUCAUUGAGAAUAAUAAUUCCUCAAACUAUUAGGAGCAUAAUUAGGGUAUAUUUAUUAUGACGAGUGCGCGAUUACGAUAAUGGCGCGGUAGUAUACAGAAAGAGAUAGAGAGAGAAAAGGGGGAAGAUAAAAGGGGGGACUGGAAAUGCACAUUAUCUCCCCCGUGUCGUUUCAGCGAGGCGGAAAUCGCGUCUUUCGAAUUUUCGCGCGCGCGAUAGGAACGAAGUGGAGGAGCGAACCCGGGAGAACGACCGAAUGUGAGAAUGAGAGAGAGAGAAAGGGAAAAAAGAGAGAGUGAGAAUGUGUAAAGAGAGUAUGGGACUUAGAGCGUAAACUAUGUUUCUAUGUGAGAUCGCGUGCGUAAGCCAAAAGAAGAGAAAAAAGAAAAAAGAAACUGAUUGUUGACACCGAGUGAGCAAACUUUGUGUGAUAAUCUCGUAGUACACGUAGCAUGUUAAGUCUACAAUACAUUUGGUAGGGGGAUUAAAAGGUGAAAGCGACUUUCGAAAAGUCGGGCAGGAGAACGGGGGGAGUAAAAUCCGACCGAGGAAUCCGAGAGGUCUUCCGAGUCUCUACCUCCCCAAACGAUGUUUCUAAAAAAAAAAAUCAGCCGGGGGCUCCGGGGGCCUCCGGCGCGAUCGACAUAUCACCGCGUUAAUUCGUCAUUUCUAAGUUACAGGGUGCUCGCAACGCCGUCGACUACUCCGGCGUCGCGAUUUAACGUAGAUGUACAUUCAGUUUCCUCGAUAAGCUGUCGAAAGCUUUACGUUGUCCCUUAAUCGAUAAUUUCGUGUCCCGACAGUAUGGUGCAAGACGAGAAGCCGUAGACAUCCACAAUAUUUUAUUUACAGGAUUACAGCGAGGACAGUCGAUACUCCUGUCUCGCGGCUAUUCUGAACCUUUCACGGCUCACGUCCGUAUUAUUUAGAAGAAAUAUAACAUUGUUUCAUCAAAAUAUGCUAAAAUAUUAAACGAGCUGUAACUUUUUAUGUUAAUUAAUUUUAUAAAAAUUUGUUUUGCACUAUAUAAUGUCAUAUUACAUAUUUUAUAUAGCAUCAAUACACAUUAUAAAAAUUUCAGAGAUUUUUAAAUUAUUAAUACAGAUACCUUUUUUGGUUCAAUUUGAACUUUUAUGUUAGCUACAAAUUCACUUGCAAUAUAUGUGACGAUUUCGUUUAUCAAUGUUAAUAUAAAUCCGUGAACCGUGAAAAGUUAACAUUUCAAUGAUAACAGAUUUUUAAUUUAAAGCAGACGUCGGGAGGCUGUGCAUACUCCAGCUCCCGCCUUACCAAUAUUUCACAAUAACGUAACAAACGUUUCUCGUCUUGUAUCGAACGUCGAUCGUCAGAAGUUUACGUCGCAAUAAUCUCGCUCAAGAUUCAAGAGCGUCGAAGAGAGUACCUCUCGGAGAAUCCGUGACAGUCGGGCGUUUAGGGGUGGGUGGGCGACGAGGGAUGGAAGGGAUGGCGGUUCAUGGGAAAAAGAGAGAAAGAGAGAGAGAGAGGAAAAGAUGGAAACCGACGAAAUUAUGGAUGGUAUAGAAGCGUGUAGGGAGCCAAGUGUCCUUGAUGCGACCGUCGUUGAAGCCACGAAAUCUCGCGAUCUCAACAGGUGAUCUUUUUUGUUCGGACGAGUUGAACCAUGCAGGGGAAGAUAAAAGCGGAUCGAAAAUAAUAAGAGAGAGACGCAUAUGUAUAACAUGCACGAGGAAAAAAGUCACGACUGAGAAGAAAUCUAUGCGAAUUGCGAUUUCGGAUUGAGUUCGGAGCCACGGGCAAAAGACGUUCGGCGCAAACCGAUCCUAGCUGAGAGAGUGAGAGAUGACGAGCGAAAGGGUAUGAAAGCGUGAGUGAAUGCGUGACGGAUGCAAUAGAGGACAACGAGCGAAAGGGACGGGGUGAAAGACGAGUCGAGAGACGAGGAGUGAAUGAAAACUAAAAAAAUUGCUAAAAAAAGUGAAGAAAUUAUACAGAGAGCGCCGACCUCCUUGACUACCGGGAGGUCCGCAUAUAUGUAUUGUAAAGUCAAGACUAGUAAAUGAUAAAAUUAGGAAAAGCGAGAGUUUUAAGAGGAGAAAUUAUUAGGCCAGUUUGUAAAUGUAAGUUAUUACGGAAUUUUCUCCCCUCCCCACCCUUUCGUGCACGAUACUUUUGGCAAAUCUUUCGCGAGCGUGAAUGCGGGAUAGUAAGCGCGGAUGUGAGAGAAGACAGAGAAAUAUUUAUACAUGUGCGUGAGAAUCUGAGGUUACGUGUGACACGUGUGACGAGAGAUCGAGGCAGGAAGAGAAAAAGGAGCCAUCGGACAAAUGGUCCAGCACGGUCCGACAUUCGACUCAGAGAUACAAGAGAGAAAGAAAGAGAGAGAGAGAGAGAGAGAGAAAGAGAGAAAAAGAGAAUCGAGUAGCAGGUAAAACGCGCACAACCAUCGAGAAUGGCAGAUAUCACAAAUGUCAUUAUCCAUCCAACCCUUCGGCCACCGAGAGUAUGAGGAACAAAGAGUGUAGGAAUAAUGAAUCUUGACCAAAUCCUGCUUGACAGAAAAUUGGAUUAUUCUGGUCUGCCUUCGCUUCCACAUGCUAUAUGUUAUUUUCAUAUAUAUACGGCUUCGUACUAUAUACAUAUUACCCAAUCGCUCGCAACAUGCUCGCAGUAUCCCCAUGCUCAUUUCGUAUCUAUCAUCUGACGGGUUUUCCGCUAACGCGUGAAGCUGCUUCGAAACGAGCAUCAACCGUUCCGUAUUUAAUGGGAAUAUUUCUUCUUACCGUCUGCGAUUCUUAUUGCGACCCUGCGUCGCGCGUGAAUCAAGAGAGUGAAAGAUAGCGAGAACGAGUGGCAAAAAGGAACGAGAGUGUGAUUGUAUGCACGCGUGUACCAAGAGAAGCACACACGAAAUGAGAAUGAGAACAUGUAAUGCCUGUAUUCCUGGAGUAUAUUACUUGCGCAUACGUCUCAACCAACAGUCGUGUUUAGAUUAUACGUAUUAUCGUGUAGGGAAUCGUAGGUGUAUUAAGACAAAAAAAAAGAAUAACUUAUUUAAUAAUGAAGAAGCAAAGAGAAAGAAAGAGAAAGAUAGAGAGAGAGAGAGAGAGAGAGACGAGGACUAGCAGCAAGCAACAAACAACAGUAAACCUACGUUGAUGUGUGAGGAUGUGAGCUAGAUCGCCGCGUUGAGUCUAAUAAACUCCUCGGAGAUGUACAACGCAGACCCUCCAGAAUGAGGUGAACAGGCGCACGACUGUCAGCCUUGUCGGCCAUCUUCGUCACUUCGUCUAGAUUGGGACGAUCAAACGUCGAACGUUCGCGUCAAUUAAUUCUGUAGAUAGCAGCAACGAAAAACUCUUCCUCUACAUUAAAGUAGCACGGGCAAAAGGUUCGAAGGAUGAUAAAAUAAUGUCUCCUACGAACGACUUAGCCGACGUAACGGGGCACAAAGUGGAAUGACGAAGUUGGCGACUUGCUCGGUCGGCCGGAAUGUCUUGUAAGAUAUUGUGGGAAUUGUUUUUCUGCGCCCCGCGAGUCCGUUUUUUCGGUCCAAGACGGGGCACCAUUCACACAAGCCAGUACAUUUUAAGUCAGAAGUUCUGUCUUUACCCGCUGACGCUCGCACCGAAUGUGCGUGAAUCUCAAUUGUUUCCGAUUCGUCAAAUACUCGUUUUACAGAACGCAUAGCCACCGGACGGCCCCGAUACAAACAAUUCUAUACCAGUUUUCAUUUACGCAAAAGUCACGUGAUAGAAGAAGCCUAAAAUUGCUGCUUACUACUGUUUAGAUAAUAAAACUUCUCUUGGGACUGCUGUGACGCACCAAGAGGUACUAGAUAAGUGUUAAAAAAAGGGCAUAUUUGAGAAAAAGGAGAGGAGUACGUGAGCAGACUGUUAAACGCACAAAUUAUUGCAAAGAGCAAUCAUAUUUUUGUCUCGACAAAUUUAGCAUUGGCUGCUUCGUUCACGUGACUCUUAAAACCGGGUUCAGUUGCAAUAGUUGCGCCCCAGCAAGCAGUUAUCGCGACCUCGCGCCAGGUUUUCACCGCGCGACGCGUCACGCGAUCGUUCACAUCGGGAGGGCCCGCUCAGGAGAGACAGAGCUUCCGGCGAAGGAAAACCUGACUACUUUCAUACAUGCAUUACGAUGUUUGAUGGACUAUACCACUUUCGACGCGAGAAUUCCUUUCGUACCUUUUACCGGCGUUUUUCUGGGUUGAUUUUUUGGCACGAGGAACAAUUCUGUUCGUUGAUUGCUAAUCUUCGGUUGCGCACAAGACGACACACAGAGAGUAGGGCAAGGAGGCGUAUGUGCGUGUACGUGUGCGCGCGUUCGCGAGUCGUUCUUUCGGAUGCCAAGUUCUUCGAAAACCCGUAUAGCGCACACGUGCGACGCCUACCUACGCCUUAUUGCGGCGAAGAGUGAAAAAUUCCGUUUUUUGGCAGACACCAAAAAAAAGCAGCUCUUAAAAUAAAGGCGACGCGCGAGAGGACGUGCGGCGAGUUGUCGCGCGUAUUCUCGCGCGCGCUCGAAAUCACACAACAGAUAGUGCUCAGCAAGGCGAUAAACAUCGAUCGCGAUGCAGCACACCCACACAUACGCGUACAUCCACACAUACAUACACAUGUACACACGCACGAGGCACACACAAGGGACUCACACGUACAUGUACACGGACACACGCAGUUUCGGCCAGAAUCUAAAAGACACAUCAAGGAAAAAAGUACAAGUUUAUCACGUUGCGCCUUAACGUUAAAAUUAAAAGUUGAUCAAAAGAGAUGAAAAAAGUGAAGCGUAUUCUUAACCAAAAUCGGCCUUAGUAUAUACUUUUCCAGGGCACGUGGAAAGCACAGGACGGGCGACCUUCCCCCUCGACCUAUUUCCACAAUCCUCACUCUUUAGAUUAAUAUUUAAAAAAAAUGAUAUAAAUAUAUAAUAUAUAUAAUAUAUAUACACGAUAUAUUAUAUUCCGCCGGCGGUGGGAAGUUUCGAAACCUCGCAGCUAACUCAGCAAACCACCGAACCAUCGAAAGAAAAAAAAAUUAAUAGAUCUCUGUUCCCGCCGCGUCAGGUCGGAUUCGAAAUUUUCGCGGUUCGUGUCCACGACGACGAAUGGGGGGGCGAAAAAAAAAAAAGAGAAAAGUGCGGCGUCGUGGACGCGCAACCCGUCCUUCAAGCCCCUACCUCCCAACGCCCGGAAAGUCGCCCGUCCCCGUUUGCACGUCCCGCUGUACCCCCACGCUCCCCGCAAGGUGUUCCCCUCCAAAGGAGAAAAAGAAAAAGAGAGAGGUAAAAGCUAAGCGAAAACACAAUUAUCCGGCGAGAAGGCGAGCCUUUCUCGCGCAUAGAAGAAAAACACUUCCUGCAUGUAAUUAAAGCGACGACGCGAGUGGACGGGUCACCCGGGAUUAGUGUAAGGACGCUCGUUGCUAAGUAAAGCAAAGACGAUGACGUGGAAUGGAAGAGAGGAAGAAGCGGAGAAACAGCUUUUGAUGCGGAAGUUGGACGACUGUCGACUCGCCGUUCCCCGCGACCGGGGCGUGAUGGCAGAAAAUUCGCAGAAAAUCCGAGAGAUUCGAAGAGCGAUGAUGCACGAAUAACCCACGCAUACGCGCUAAAGGAGGGAUCGGUCGCGUAUCAUUAUCUCGUCGCGUAGAGAUCCGCGGUAUUCCUUGCCAUCCAUAAUCUCUUUUCACGAGCGUAUCUUCGUGAGACUCGACUGUGACGACUGAGGGAGAGAGAAAGAGCUAAGAACUGAGGAAACGUGAUCGUAAUUGAUCUGCAUUGUACGCCGUAUGUACCAGAGAAAAGUCCAGCGCAAACGACGCAUUCGAUGAGGCUAUGCAUGCGACGCGCGCAAAGUACUAAUCACAAAUAUUUCACAUGGGAAAAUAAACCGCUUUGAAAAACUUGGAAUGAAUAAAGCCACGUAUUUAAAAAAAAAAAAAUUUAUAAGCGCGAGAUAUAUUCAUCGCUCGAGUAACAAAAAGGAUCGAGAAGUUGAAAUUGAUAUUUGUUUCGAAUCUUUCGCAAGAACGUUCGCGUUAUUCGCAUUUGCACUUCUUCACCACGCGGUCAUUUUAAUUAUCCAGCCAAAGCCAAACGCGGAUCGCUACAGAGUCCAAAAGUAUAACCACGAAACCAAGAUGAUAAUAAAGUAUGACUAACGCUGUGAAAGCAACAACGGCCGUCGCCGUUUCGGCGACGGCUCUCGACGAAUUAUCCAAUUACCACGAUAUAAGCACGACGAUGUCAUAAAUCUCGAUAAUUUCAAGCACUAAAGGAACACAAGGCGGUCCGUAAGAUAAUACCGUAAUACAAAAUGUAGAAUAAUCGACAGAUCAGAAUUGGGCACGCGAGGUAAUAACCGAUAUUAAUAUACGCGCACACAGCAUCGCAACGAAUACGUCGAAAGGCGCUCCCGGAAAAUACGAUGUGCCUCGACCGGCCCGUAACGUCUCGCAAAUUUGCAGCUUUCCUCGCGCAAAGUCGCGAUUGCCGCUACCACUGUCCGUUAGAUCGUAUCCGAGGCGGGUGAUAAUUACUGGGGGACUGCUACUGCACAUCCGGCUAAUCGUGGAUAUCGUCAGCACGGAGAUUAUUAUUUCCCCGCAAGGAACGAUAACAACGACGUUCCGUUGAAUGACGGCAAUAGCAAUCAAAUUCAGAUCACCACACGUCACCGAUCAAUGGACAUUGGGCUUAUUGUAUUAAUCGAUACUUCACCGACGAUCCUACUUUCACGCACUUGUUUCACAAUUUUACCACACCGCUCCGCCAGACCAGAUAACGUCGAGCCGAUCGACACCGGUUUUUUGUUGCCACACUCACGUAUCGAUGGUUCCUUCGUUAGACCGUCAGUCUCCGUUUUUCCCCCCCGCAAAGAAACAUACGGACUUUACGACAAUGUGUAGGACAGAGUUAACGCAGCGAUUAACGCGCGUCCCGCACGAUAUGCGAUGCGUCGUGCAAAAAAAAUAAAUAAUUAAAAAGGAGGACUACUUUUGCAGCGUACACGCACCUUCUUUCAACGACACAAGCGAAUCGAUUUCCUCGUUGCAGAGUGCCAUAGUAUAUGUCGAUUGCAGAAUAGCAACAGUACUCAAUAUGAUACCAAUAGUAAACGACUUAAGUUUCCAAUACGCUGUACACGCAGUACAUAUCCUACGAUGGACGGCGAUUUUAGUAGUGCGCGGCGGCAUUACGAUUCGUAGUGAUGCGCAUCGUACUUCCGAGGACGAGAUACUGGGAAGGACCGGAAAAAAGAGCAGACGGGCGAGAUCGCACAAGCACGAAGAACGAGAUAAAGUGCCACGCCGGGACGAGAGAAAUGAUCGCUGGUCCCGUCAGAUGAGCGAAGCAUACCGGACGCGUAAUAUGGGAAGAAAGAAAAAAAGGAAAAAAGGAGAAAAAAAGAAUGAAAGAAAAGAAAUAGAAUAAAAUUUUCACACAUGACCGUGUGAGCCAACGCAGGCGAAGUUAAAAACGCCCAAGACAUUGACAUAUAUAUUUAAAAAAAAAAAAAGAAAAGAAACGAAUCAGACCUUGCCACUUGCAAUUCGUUGAAGACGUGACGCGUUCUAAGCAAUUCGCAUAACGUAGGAAAGUGAAAACAAAAAAGAGCGGGUACGUAAGAAGGAGAGAAAGUACGGGAGCGAAAGAGGAGUGUAAAAGGGAAAGAAAGAGAAUGAGUGAAACACACGAUAAAGGAAAAGGAAUCACUGGAGAUCCGCUAUUCGACUUUCUGAUUUUUCGCAGAUUUUCGCGCGGGACAACAGGUGCGUCCCUUCCGAGACAUCAACCUGCCCCCGUGACAACCCGCAGGAGCCAGCUCAUCCUCCCAACGCCCCUCCCGUGAUCCUUCCCCACGUGAACAAGGUUUGCUUCCAAUCCGUAUGCGUUAUCGAAAUUACCUAAUAAACUAUAAACUACCUAACAAUAAUAAUUAAACGAUAAAGGGGUUAAGAGUAUCGAUUAAUUGAAUUAUACCUAACGAUUAAUUAAAUAAUUAAUGCGUAAUGAUACAUAACGAUAAUACGAUUAAUGAUAUAUAGUAUAAACGGUACGAGGCAACCCGGUACAUGGUGGCUAAAAAACCAUCCACCGAGACGGGACCGAUUCUGCCUCGUCGAGCGUGAGGGGUGUAUCGACCGUGCGUGGGACGCUUUUACAGCGGCUGUUUUAUCCGACUACCUUGAUCCGAGCGUGCGGAUUCGCAGCGGGAAGCCGAUCGAUACACUCCGUGAAGAUCGGACCGGCAGGAUCCACCGCCGUCGGAGUGAUCGUUUCUUACCCAUCAUUUAUACGCUAGCUUGUAACUUGAAACUUAAGUAUAAUGAGACACACACGAGGAAGAGAACACACACACAGCAUUAAUGAUACAUAAUGAUAUGAUUAUAUUAUUGAUAUAACUUAACGAUUAUGAACUAUCCUAGUGGUAUUAUACGACGACAUAGUUGAUUGAUCUGUUUAAUAUUGAAUGUCUGUAGAUCACGGAGCGUUUGGAACUCUAUGCUAUCCAUCGAGAGUCCUAUACAAGUCCACCAUAUUCCUCGAUACCUCUCCUCCUACCCCCAAAUUCGCCCCAAAUCUAAUCCCUCCCUCUCUCCCGCACUCACAAAAAACCACCCAAGACAUCACGAAACUCUUAACAUAAGUGGACCGGAAAUAUUAUCCCAUACUUAAAAUAAAAACAAGAUUGGGUGCUACUAAAAAAAGAACCAUAUUGAACCGUUAAAUUCGAUAAAGUUAAAUAUUGACUAAAAAUGUAAAAAAAAGAUGUAUAGAGUGGAUAAAAUAACCCUCCGUUUGAAACGAGAAAACUGGAGUCAGCGCGGAGGUGCAUUACGAAUCGAUCAUCGCGAAAGGAGAGUGCAGGAAUCUCUGUUACAGCGUAUACAUUCGUUUCUAUAGAAACCGCGAAGCGCCACUUUUCUAUGAGAAGUGUAAGAGACGCCAUAUCGUUAAAACCGGUUUUUAGUUUUACGCUUUCUCUGCCAAUAGAAGCCAAUAGAAAGGCCCACAAUACAUAUUGCCGGCUACACUGGUUUUAGGUUCUAAAUUUAAUCAAUCCACGCAGCCACAGUAUGACAGUGACGAAGAAGCUGCUCACAGCUUCUCUCCUCCGUCUCUUAUGCUGAAAGCACCAUAGAUGUGGAAACGCUUCGAAACGGCAAAAGAUGAAAAUAAUUCAAAGUUCGUGGCACGUGACAUAUGCUAACUGACAGCGAACAAAUUUUCAGAUAACAGUUAAUCACGUAUUCUCCUGAAUAUGUCGCACACCUGCGACGUAAUCACAAUGGAAAAUAUUCUUCACACAUACAAGCAUUUGAUAUCGCAGUGGCAUAUAAUAAUCACGUGAAUAUAACGAAUCGGAAGAAGGAAGAAAUCUAGAAUUCCCGCUAGAAUGAGAAAGACGAAUGCCCUCCGCGCGCGAAGUAUCGUUUGGAAGAAAGCGAAGGCCCGAAACGCAGAAGAAAGCGAAGCCUAGAAGGGACAAUUCUGUGAGAAACACUACCGAGCCCUCUGCCUCUGUUUUUAAGCACGCGUACCAUGUGACGUCCGUCGAUGAGAAACUUCGCAUUGAUGAUACACACACGCAUCGGGACACUAUAAAGAUAAAUAAAGUUGAGAAAAAAAAAUGGGCAGUGUACAAGCGCGUCCGCCUUGGACGUGACAAAACCGUUCUUCUCGAUCGACGUCCCCGACCGACAGGUUCGCCUGAUUGUUGAGUUUAAGUUUUCUAGUGAGUACGUAGACGCAUGGCGACUGGAAGACUCGAGCCAGGCGGUGCUCGUGCUGGGCGAACGAUUUGUUACCCUUGAAUCGCCGCCUCGUAACGCACGACGCGCCGCCCCUCACGAUCUUCCCGAUCGCCGAGAUUUUUUAUACAUUCCGCAAUAGUUUAAGUGUCGCUUCGAAUUAUCGAAUGUGUUUUUUCGUAUUUAACGCUGUUUUAUUGCUAGUAAGUCUUUCUGAACACGCUGAGUGUCACACAACCGCGCGCUUCCACUUUCGAGCACGUAUUCAGCUCUUCGUCGUGACGCCUCCACGUUUUGUAUAAAUAAUAAAGUAGCUAGUUGCGUUCCGUUGUUUCUUUCGCUUGGUUACUUAAAUCGUUGACAAUCGUUAAGCGCCGCGAGGCCGAGCCAUUAUGACGAAGAAUUAAUUGCUCGUUCGUUACGUUCGUUCCUCGAAACUAGUUUAUUAGCUCGCGCGGAGGAAAGCGCGCGUUGUACGGCACUCAUUAACCGUUUGGAGAAAUCCGUGAAUUCGGAGAUAUCCACCCGACUGUUGUAUAGAUUAUGCCGUUAUCAGAGGGUGCCACGGACAGUAGGGGAAAGCAGUAUUAUCAAUUUACUUAGGGACGACCUCUAGGAGCCACGCAUUAAUCGCGGAACUGUAACACGAACGCGUCGGUCGAACGAGAAUGAUUGGCGGUCCUUCUUAUCGGGAACUUUAUCGUCCUUCUGACAUCGACAAGUAUUAUACGUUGUGUAUAAUAUUUCAAGGACGCGGAAGAUGUAUCGAUCUCAAUCAUUCAAGAUCGAUCGAAGCGACGGCUUCCGGUUCUACGCUCUUCCACGCCAGUGAGCAAUGUUUCCUUCUCCGACGAAAUUUAAAAAAAAGAAAUGCAGAGGAUAAAAGAGUGAUACACACAUAAACGUACACACACGCUACACACGCAUCACGAUACACGCAGGCUCUUCACGUUUUUUAUCCCAGUGCCUGGAGUUCGCGCGUGAACGGCUCGACUCCGAUCGUCUGUCGAAGAUCACGUUGAACCGUGUUAAUUAAUAUCAAGUAACUUCAGCGUACACGCGACAGGCACGAUCGAAGACAAUCCACUCGGGAUUAUGCGAUCGCUUCAACCGGUUUUAAGUUUAUCUACCCUCUCACAAGGAUACAGCGGAAACACAGGUAUCCCGAUGUGAUCCGCCGUCGACGACUCCGGCGGUUACAAAAGGAGAACUCGUAGCAAAGAAUACUUUCGUAAUUAUCCUCUAUAUACUCAGGGAAAUAUUUUUAAUAUUCUUCACCGGAUAAUAAAAAUGCCUCAGUUACAGAUAAGCCAUAUAAGCAUACAUAUGUUCUUAAUGAUUUACACGCUGAUCCUUGUGAGCCGCAAUAAACUCAACUGCAUACGUCUGCUCUAUUAUCCGACAUCUCAAUAGAAUCACCGGUUUUGAUUAUCGAAAUUAUCACCGAGGCGCGACGCGAUCUUCGUCGGAAUCACGGAGUCGUUGCCGCGAGACUUACACGCGCGCGACUGCGGGCACGAAGUACCCCGAAGACAAUUGUGUUUGGCCUGGGCUAAGUCAGGCGAGCGUCGGGCCGGCUCUCAAUUUUGAAAUAGCCAUUUCGACUUAAGCGAAAAAAAUGAACAGACCCCCAAAACCCGACGCAAUAGACGAAGGCAACCGGAUCAAAAUAACCGUCACAUGAAACAACAGUUUCUCGCGCGGGGCCCGGCCGCGGCUGCCAUCAAGAUAUCUCCGCUUAAUAUUACACCCCUCCCUUUCCUCCCCGCCUCCCCCCGCCCUCCCCCGUCCUACCCCAUAAUUAUCCUUGUGCUAGCAACGGGGGUGCAUAAGGCCCCCGUGAGCCCGCAGCAAAAGUUCGCCAGGCGUGCCGCGGCCACGUGAGUUACGUGGAUUCGGGUCCCGCGCCCAUUCUCACUCACAGCACACACUGGGCCGACUCGUCCGAUAGAAUGUGCCUUCAGUGUUGAUUUUAUACGAAAAAAAUACUAAAAUUAUACAAAGGGGCCCGACAUAGACCGAACGCCCACCCAAAGCCUGACUGGUGCUCGCCCGCUGCCCGUUUAUUUCAUCCUAAGCCGGAUAUUCAUACAAACACACAUAACACGACACGCGUACAGGACAGAAACAGAUUUACACUAUCGCACGAGGGACGAUCGCCGUCGAGAGGACCGCCGCUGUCAACCGGCGCCCCUAAGAUCAACGCCGUAGCUCAAGGUGCUAACGAAACGACGAGCGUAGCACGUCGCGUCGUCACGGAAAAGGGGGGAGUUCUCUAAAUCUCUUUGGUACACUGACAUACACGCGAACAGCAAACGUUCGCCGAUUACUGUAACUCGUAUCGGGACCAUGCGUAAAAUAUAUCAAAUCGUAGUGAGACGUUCUGUUGUUAAUUCAACUAUUCAAAAAAAAAAAAAAAAGAAAGAAAGAAAAGAAAAAGAAGCACACCCGGAGUGGUCAACGUCGCGCGUUUCCGGACGAAUCCGCGCACAAUACCACGAUGCCUCGACCUCGUCUUGGCGCGCAAUUAGAUGUGCGCCAAACGAGGCCACGGCUAUCCCAUGGGCAUUAUCGUCCUCGCGUGACACGCGUACGCUUAAUAAGAUACCUCCGAGACCAGGUGCGCGAGCUGUGCAUCGCGCACCGUAGUAACGCAUGUAUCGCGACGUAUGAAAGCUUCGUGUACAAUUCGCCGGGAAACGCACCCGAAACGCGUCCUCGGAAACGUCCGUCCUCUUGACAGGAUCGUCCGCUCGAAACGAUAUUUCACAAAAAAGAAAGAGAGAGAGAGAAAAAAAACGAGAAGUCACGCGUCCACGCGUGACAAAGAUGCCACAUGUACACAUAUGUCCACACGAACACACAAACACGAAUAUAUAAGCACUCGCAUGUACACGCUAUCUAUCCACGCCCUAUGGAAAUAUUUUGGUUCGUGCAAGGAGUUCGGAACGCUGCUUUGCACCGAUAAUACACACGUGUAUUAAUUAAAUGCAAUUACUAUGCGAUAAGUAUAAUUACAUAAUAUAUAUGUGUACUAUGGUCUCUCCCACUCCCCAUCAAAGUAACCCGCAUUGCCGCGUGUCGAUCCCGCGCGGCGAUCGACGAUCGCCGAGAGACGCGCGGCGCCGCGGCGCUCCGAUCCGGAACCGGAUCGGGUUCGCAUCCAUUUCGGAAUCGGGCGACACGCCGCGCUCCGGCUCUCACGAGAUCGUCGUAUCGUCACGGGCCGGCACACGGCGCUACCCACAUUCACCGAUCCCCGAAGCCCCUUAAGACUUCCCAAAUACAAGCGUAGAAUUUAACCACAUUAACUAUGAAUGACGAGAGCUACGUAAGAGCUAACUAACUAACUACAAUUAAACUUACUUAAUUAUUAACAAUUAAACAAACAAUAAAGCAGUAUAAACAGUAAAUGCCCAGUAAUCAUUGAAUUGUGUGUCGACAACUACAUAACUAACUACCUACCGUAUAUCGAAGUAAUAGCCGUAUGUAAAAGGAAAGAAAAAAAACUUGUAUUCUACCAGUUGUAUCAGCCAGUCCAGUUCUAAUAAGCAAGCGAUUAAAGGUAACCCAAUACCCGGUUUUAAGUCCCGCUCAUCCCCUCCCCUCCCCCCGUCCCCCUUGGAUCCUUCUUCAGUGAAUCAUUCAAUUAUCCCCUUUUUAUCUAUAUUAUAACCGUCUCAGCCCGAUUACCCAGUUAUACCCAGAGAUCCUUCCCCCGAAUAAUUACCUGUGGAUCUAAUCGCAAGCCGUCACCGUCAACCCCCGCCCCGCCCCGCCGAACUCCCGUUCAAUCAAUCCUCCGGAAUAUAAUCCAGUCAGUAUAAAGAGCCCGCCGGAUAACGUAUUUAUCAUUAGUGUUUUUAGUAGACAGACUUGUAAUGAAAAAGACUUCGUUUACGAUUGUACGCACACGUGUGGGGAGACCAUGUAACUUUAGCUCCGCCGCUCAUAAAUGCCGCCCAAGCGCUCGCGAUCGGCGAGUCGCGCCGGUUGAAUUGAAACCAGCAGCACACUCGCGGCGAUCGGCUCGAGAUCUCACGUCGCGGCGACUGGCCGUCCUCGCGCGGCCGCCCUCUCCCGCGUGGGAGACCUCGAGUCACGAGCGUCGAUCACGGUGCGUCUCCCGCGACGACCCCCCACGACGUCCUCGAGCACCGAUCGCGAGCGCGGACGCGCGUAACGCCCCGAAAUAACAACCACCAAGCUGGUGUUUAGCAGCUAGCGCCCCUUUCGAUUUCCCCAUAACCAGUGUCCCUCGACGUCCUCUUCACCCUCGAGCCACCCCCAAAUCCAUGGAAAACACCAACCAUCCUCAACUAGCUCACCCUUACCAACCACCUCCCCCUUAUCCAAUCGCAACCCCUCGAUUCCCUACGUGUUGUAUUAUCCGUUAUUUUCGAUAUAAUAUUAUAUAUAGUAUACUAAUGAUAUUUAAUGAUAAUACGACGAUGAUAAGGUAUGGGAGACGUUUGGUCACACACUAGUAGGACACCACACGGAUUACGCCAUCCUCACACGACCAUUUGAUUGACACAGGACAGAGACAUUUUACACGAGGACACGUAUAUACACUGGCACACGCAUACGCAUACGUAACACAAUAACAGGUACCAACAGCAGUAAUAGACAGACGUAACAGCAGAAAUAAAAAUUGAUAAACAGAACACUAGUUGCCGUGCAGUUUGUGAACAAAAAAAAAAAAAAACAACAAUGGUAACCUACCCGCGGGUCCGCUUCGUUCUUGCCCCGUGAGACUGGGUCGCGCGUUCUCCGCGCGCGUAGAAAGGAGAGGAUCGUUCCCCAAGGGCGGUCCUCGCGUAGCUUCGUAAUCGUCUCGCCGCGAAUCUCUUUUUAGAGAAAAAUCACACUGACGAAUCAAUGCGACGGCAGUUACGGGGAGACGCGCGCGACUCGGGCUCACCGAUCGGGGCUGAAUCUGCCUCAAAGCGUAGCUGAACAUUUUUGUACAGGACUUAAACAGGAGAUGCAAUUAACUGGAUGUAAAAUCUUGAGUUACAGAGCAGCACUAUACAUACCACACAGAUGAUGUAUAUAUUUUUACGUUACAGAAUAAUGCCUGCGCUUAACAGACAGGCGCCAUAAGACUGGUUCUCAUUUCCCAUGACAAUGCGUAUAUACAUGCCACAUAAACUUAACAAGAAAAAAGAUCCUAUAUUGUAAUGAUAAAACUUAAUGAUAUUUGUAUACAGUAUACCGCCUGGUGCCGCCGCGACACGGCGACCAGUUUAACACACACGCCAUGGUCAACGAGACUGGGGCCCGCCCGCUCGCAACACAGUGAAAAUCGGAUGAGGCUAUCGGAUUCGAGGCGGCUCGACCCGCGGAACGGGAUCGGAGAGUCGGACGGGAGAUCCCCUCCCAUCCUGGCUCGCUGGUGAAAAUCAAAAUUCGAUCGAAAACGAUCGAUGCGUGUCCCCCCCGAUGCGCGAGUCGAGCGACCUCUCGAAUCGAACCACAUGCAUACACGGCGUGAUUACAUAACGUCGUAAAAGCCGUGCGUAACACGGGCGUAGAUGGAGAAAAUGGAGAAGUAGAAUUGGCCCACGAAUUCGCGAUAACCCGUGCGUUUUACACACCGUGGAAAUUAACAUCCUGAUUUUCUCAUUAGGCCGUUAUGCCCAUCGAGCUCUAUUAACUCGUGUUAAAAAAAAAAAAAACAAAAACCAAAAAGAAAGGGAAAAAAUGGAACAACGGUAGCGCAAACCGUACCGUCGGCUGUUUGCGAGGACGGUUGCGAAAGGAUGUAAGACGAUCGCGCAGCCCGGGAAGUGUUGCCUGCGGGUACCCCGACAGAAGCAUAACGCGGGUAGGAGUUUCUAAACAAGAACUCCCGACGUGUCCGAGUGGCCACGCGACUCGGCACGCGGGAAGGUCCUAAUUUUUCCAAAAAAAAAAUAAAAAAAAACAAAUUUAAGAAUAAUAAACACUAAAUCCAUACUCCCAAGAUCCGUCGACGUUUGCGCGAUCGAUCGAGUCGAGUGUCGACGAGGACGGCUCCGAACGUCGGACGUAUACCACACGACGCGCGGUCGAUGCCUCUCGGUCAACGAGAGAAAUAAAGAGCAAAGUACGGGCCUAAACGACGAGAGUACGGUACUCCCGCGAUUCAGCGCGCCAUCGAUCCUCCUCGAGAGCCUCCUCUCGUUGUCGAUCGGUCGAUUUUGGCGCUAAUGGCCGACGGAUGGCCGGGAGAUAUUCACGACACACGUUUGAGUUACAGUGCAAGCGAACAUCUGUAGAGCCAUAUACGUAUAGUAUGUUGUUGUAUCUUAAAUGAUGAAAAUGAUGACAAUUAAACGUAGUAAGUGUACAUUUUUAUAAAGGUCGCGGUUGCAUUUCGAAAGAUAAAAAAAAGAAAUACGUUAGAUGCGGCAGACAAAAAUAAAGGGGCGACAUAUUUGUAGCGAGGAUUCAUGAUAAUAAUAUUAAUUUGAUGAAAAAAAAGGAAACGAGAGAAAGGGAAAAAUCGAGCGAAAGAUAAUAGAUGACCGUGAGAGCGUGAUAGUUGCGCAAGAAUGAGAGAAAAAGGGAAAGAAAGAGUGAGAGAGAAAGAGAGUGAGUGAUGUUGAGAGCGAGAAUGCGGAGAUGUGCGACAGUGAGAAAGUGAUAGAAUGUAAGCGCGAUAGGACGUGAGCGAAGCGAGAUGAAGGGAGGAAAUGACGAAAUGUCAACAGAAGUUGAAUCCUACUAUCGCGAUUGACGGCUUGGUCACCGGCGGUCCCGUCCGUAAUGGAUGCAAGUAACGUUUAGAUGUAUAAAAAGGAAUUAAAAGAUAUCGACUUUAUCUAUCCUCUCGUGGUUUUUAGGAUGUUCUAAAAAAAAAGUUAUUGUAAAAAAAAAGAGAGAGAGGGAAGACGAAAAAGCUGUUAUAGAGGGGGAAAGGGGAAUAAACGAGUGCAUUGGGAUUCGAGCGGGUCUUAACGAGCGUUUUGUGGCAGUGUGUACUUUGGUGGAACGAGUAGUCUUGUGUGCGAGAGGUGACGCGAAAAACCGAGAGAAAUUUAUUGUACAUUUUCGGGAAUGAUUCUCGGUCGCCCGGUGACCGCGCCUCGAUCUCGAUGCGGGCUCGGAAUUCCGAGAGCGCCAAAACGGAUAACGCACGCGAAGAGAGACAUAUCGGUUGAUCCAGAGCGAGGAUUUUCACUCGCCGUUAUCAGCGGACGAUCGGGACCACGAUUGUGAAUGUCUCUCCUCGCGACGGCAUCCAAAAGACACCCUAGACUUUCACUUCGCGGCCCACAGGUCGCGUGCGACGUUCGCGGGAUUUCUCAGGAAGGGGGAGUCGAAGGGACAAAAUCGCAAACGCGUUAAAAAAGCAGGAACACAAACUCUCUGUCCCUCUGGCUGCAGUUUUUGGCGCUCCCGUGCGUUCGAGCUGAAACACGCUUGUUUCGAUUUCGAAAAAAUCGCAAUUAUGUCUUUUUUAUAUAUUUUUGGCAAAGAUACGUCGAUACCAUUUAGGCAUCACAGGGGGAAAAAAGAGUUAAUACAAGUGGCGUAAACGAAAAUGACAAGAGAAUCGAAAGCGUAUCACUUCCGGCGUUUGUAAAAAUUUCGUCAGAUCGGAAGUUUACGGUGACGAAAGAUAGAGUGGUAGGAAAGGUGGUACGAAAGAGAGAACGAAAAAAUGAGAGAGAAUUGUGUAUGUGUGUGGAAAAAAUGAGAAUGCGAGAGAAAGAGGGGGAGAGAACGGGACAGGAAAACGGUGGUAAAAUAAUAUUUAAAUAUUCGUAUCAAAAGAAAAAAAAUGUGUAGGGCCUCGAACUACUGGCGACCGUAUGGAACAAGAGAGAUACGAAAAAGUUGCGAAACGAUAGCAAAGAGAGAGAAAGAGAGGCCGAACUACUAAAAAUAUUUAUAAUAUAUGGCUACAAGUACAAAUUACUUCGAUUACUGAGCGUAGGUGUAUUGAUGUGUGAACAAAAUUUGGUUGGCCGAUGACCGUUUUUGAAACCAUCAUACUGCGUAUCAAAGUAUGUAAAAUUUAUUGAAUAAACGCUAGCGUAUUAUGAUAUAAUGUAAUCUAAUAAUGUAAUAUUGUAAUGACGAGUCUAAAUGAUGAUGUUACCUUGAAGUUUAGGAGCGCGCGUGAGAGUGCACGUGAAUGAAAAAAAGAGAGAGGACAAAAGAGGUUAUUGUGCAUACGAAAACAAAAAAAAAGACAAAUUACAUCUUUAUAACGAUUAUCGGUAUGAUUACUAUUAUUAUUGCGAUUAACUAUUGUCAGUCAUCCCACUACCUACGAUUAUUAAUAUUGUUCGUUGACGAUUUAGUCCAUUCCCUUCCCCCAUACUAUAUACAUUACGUUAUUACUACCCUAUCGUGAUUAUAAUUGUCACCGUUAUUACGGCGAUUGAGAGAUUGUAUUAUUGUAUGUACAUGAUGCGUUGACAGCGAAACGAUAUAUAAGUUGUUCACAAUUUCGAGACACAUAUACGUUCUUGGCAAACUAUACAAAAAGAGACGAAAAGAUCGACUUGAGCGAUUAAAGUGAGAGGAUACUAAGAUCGAUUGAUGCAAGAGAGUGAGGUUGAUUACAUAAGCGAGAGAAUAAGAGCUGUGGUGAGAGAGAAAGAGACGCGGAAGAAUGAACUGCGAAAGAGAAAAUGUACGCGAGAAAGUGUGAAAAGAGAAAGAUGACGGCGCGUGAAUGCGUACAUACACGAGUGCAUGCGAGAUUACACAGGAAGAGUGGUUGAAAUUAAGAGAGAGAAAGAGAAAAAGAGAGAGCGAAAGAGAAAAAGCGAGAGAGAGAGAGAGAGAGAGAGAGAGAGAGAAAGAGAGUAUGCGAGCGACGAAGGUUAUCGAGGGAGAAAAUUCAUACUAAAAAAUUAUUCGCACGGGGGCACACGUCCGAGUGGUCUGCGCAGCGUUCGAGAUAUAUAUAUAUACAUAUAUAUAUAGAAAGAGAGAGAGAUAGGAAAAGAGAGAGACAUGUGCAAGAAAGGGCGAAAAUUACACACUCGCGGUAUUUCGGUCGCCGAGCGAUGAAAAUAAAAGUUAGGGCUAAGGGAUAGCACGAGGCUAUUUUCCGAAUCAAAGCGAAGAUGAAAGAGAAAUUCCUAUAAGCUCGCCCGCAUCCGGCAGCGACGCGCUUCCCGCGCCUCACGAAAUUCUAUUUUUGUAAGCAUAUUUCUAUAAAGGUAUACUAACGAUACGGCAAAAUUUAUUAUUCCUAGUGUGGUGAAAAUGAAAAUUGAACGUUUAGAUUUCGUUAGUAUAGUGUAAAGAUGAAAAAAUUAACGAUGUCUAGGUCCUAUUCGUGUACUUAAAAGUGAACUAUAAGGAGAAUAAAAUUAUAUCGUCGGCGGCGUCGUAGGUUGUAAAAUUGUACAUAAAUUAUUGCAAGAGGAGACGCGGUGGGUUGCAUCGCUGGCACGCGCUGCGCGGCUAGUUUUUCUUGUAUAUCUUUGGCUAAAUAUUAAGGGAAGCUACGUGAAAGACACCUCUUUCGGCACGGGAGUCAAAAUUCGCGUCUCGUCGCUGCGAAAGGCCGUCGGACGAAACCCCGGACGUUCCUAGAUAUUUAUCGCGGCCGUGAGACGAAGAGUGAUUCGAGACUAUUUCGUCGCGAAUUAAACCUAGAAAAAUAUUAAACGAAGAGAAAAAGAGAAAGAGAGAGAAAGAGAGAGAGAGUGAUAAAAAGUGUGUGUAUGUGUGAGAAAGAAAGAAAGAAAGAGAAAAAGCGUGAGGAAGAAAGAGAGAGAGAAAGAGAGAGAAAGAGAGAAAGAACGAUCGCCCUCCCUUCUCAAAGCCCGAGAGUGAAUUCGACGACGAUGCACUGCCGCUUUUUGAAGCAAAGAAACAAAAUAAUAUAUAUAAAUAUAAAUAUAUUAUAUUAUAUAUAGAUAGAUAGAUAGAGAGAGAGAAAGAAAGAAAGAGGGAUAGAGGCACCAAAAAUGGCAGAACGAUAAUCGUGCGAAAUUCCGCGCGCGGCUGGAUGAAACGCGGAGGGCGCCUCGUGCGAAUUUCUUUCGUUUGGAAUCUUGAUUUAAGUUUGCACCCCUCGCGACCGAUAUCAAGAAUUUUUUCGUUUAUCUUAGACAAGCGGCAUCUUUUUGGCGUGUUACACAUUUCUUUUUCAUUUUUUUAAAUUACAACACCACAUAUAAUAUUUUCGGAGACUAUUCACCACAAAUAGAAACAGAGAGAAAGAGAGAAAGAAAAGAGAGAAUGAGAGAGAGAGAGAGAGAGAGAAAGAGAGCGGAUGGACAUUGCUGUGAAAAAGAGAGGGAGAAAAUUAGCGAAAGAGAUAAGAGCAAAAGGACGACAAUAGGCGUACACGAGGGGACGCAAAGGAGGAUGGAAGCUAUUGACUACCAACUUGAAACGUGGGAUCAAACGAGAAAACGAUUGUGAUUUUCGUUCGAUCUCGCGUGGUUUCCUUGCACCGAGUAGACUACAAUUCUAUAGAAAUACGCGAAUUGAGUAUCGAUAGAAGAGAGCGCACGCGGAAUGACAGAAAGUAAGACAGAGAGGGAGAGAAAGGCGGGCGGGAAGAACGUGUGUGCGUGUAUAUGUAGCGAAAGGAGCGCGAAA